Durusdinium trenchii is the source of this 1335-nucleotide messenger RNA. The record is from the annotation of a GenBank genome assembly. Lineage: Eukaryota; Dinophyceae; Suessiales; Symbiodiniaceae.
AUGGCGGCUGAGGGUGAGGUGCUCCGAUCUGCUCAGCUGGGUGUCAGAGUCAGGAGAGGCCCUGACUGGAAGUGGGAUGACCAGGACGCAGGAGGUGCAGGCACCACGAAGGAAGGCGCCAAUGCCGAGGGCUGGGUGGCCGUGAAAUGGGAUGCCGGUGGUGAGAACAACUACCGAGUAGGUGCACAAGGAGAGUACGACCUGAUGGUCGCAAGAGAUCCUAUGCCUGCAGUCCUGAGGUUUGCACAGAGUGGACUCAGAGUGAGGAGAGGACCAGAUUGGAAGUGGGGUGACCAAGACGGAGGAGGUCCUGGCACUACCCUUUCUGGGGAUGAUCAUGAUGGUUGUGUUUGGGUGAAAUGGGAUGCAGGCCGGCGCAACAAGUACCGAAUCGGUGCCGAAGGGAGCUACGACCUCAUCAUCGACUCCGCGCAGCCCGUGGAAGUUCUGAAGUCCGCUCAGUUGGGCGUCCGAGUGAAGAGAGGGCCUGAUUGGAGGUGGCAGGAUCAGGAUGGAGGAGGUCCAGGCACCACGGUGCCAGGUGCUGAUGAAGAUGGCUGGGUUCGUGUAAGGUGGGACCGCGCCACAAGGGCCAACAACUACAGGGUCGGUGCACAAGGAAGUCAUGACUUGGUCAUCGACUUCUCUCCACCUACUCCUACUCCUUCCGGAUCUGGAGAAGUGUUGAAAUCAGCACACUUGGGCAUCCGCGUGAGGAGGGGACCUGAUUGGGACUGGGGACCCCAGGAUCAUGGAGGCCUCGGCACCACCAUCCAAGGCGACACGGAAGAAGGGUGGGUGCGAGUGCGCUGGGAUUUGGGUGGUGAAAACAGCUACCGGGUGGGUGAACGAGGCAAAUAUGAUUUGAUCGUGGAUGCGACCUCCCCACCCUACGCACGCCCCGUUCCAGGCGAGGUCUUACGGACUGCAGAGGCGGGUAUCCGUGUGAGGAGAGGUCCUGAUUGGGAUUGGGGUGACCAGGAUGGAGGAGGCUUAGGCACCACUGAGGCUGACUCAGAUCCAGGCUGGGUGACUGUGAAGUGGGACCACAGUGGCCGAACAAACAGCUAUCGGGUGGGGAAGGAGGGCAACUAUGAUUUGAUCGUCGCGGAGCUGGAGAGCCACAUCCGUGUGGGGGAUCGCGUGAGGUUCACACAAGAAGCUGGAGACGUCAGCUUUUCCGGAUGCCCUGGAAGGACGCUGGCCUUCUCUGUGGGUGACACCUAUGUCGUCAGGGAAGUCCGUGAGGGCUGGUUCACCACAAGGCAGUGGGAGAACCUUUGGGCCCCCCCUGGGUGCAGUCGAGCCCGACACUGCGGCGGAAGCCGCGAGUGA